GUAAGCUCCGCCCGAUCAGUUGAAAUAACAUUGGUAAUAGCAUAUUUGUUUAUUUACCAACGUUGACGUGUACUUCCGAGGAGAGAUUGUGAAAAUGGAGACGACCAUUUAUCACAACUGAAAGUUAAGACAAAAGUGUUGUCCAGAAUUUCCCAGAAUGAACGAGGAAGAAGAAGAAGUGGAAAGAAAAUGGAGAGAAAUGACUUCUGGAGGGAGUUUUGACUGUAGCGGAGCUCAAGUGAGGAAAAUUAAAAGACAUCCAUCAAAAGUGUUUGAUCGAUUGGAAAAUUUGGACAAUGCUUUGAGGAGUUGGGUUUUAGUUGCAGAGGAAUCCGUUGAAAAGAUGACAAAAAUAUCAAUGGAACUGGAUCAUUAUCAUAAAAUAGCUCGAGGUGCUGGUAAUGGCGGAUCGAAAGCCUUUAUUUUGGGAGCAGGGUUGGCAGGUGUUGGGUUACUUUUAGCACCAUUUUCAUUCGGAGCAUCUCUGAUACCUACAGGUGGCCUGCUUGCUGCAGGUGGUAAAAUUACAGCCAAGGCUUCAAAGAAAAUGUAUGAUGUUAUGACACGACGUGCAUACGAUGAAACGAACAAACUGUUAAAGAAAUGUCAAUCAAAUAUGGAUACUUUAAUGAAAGAGUGCAUAUCUAUUGGAAACUUGCUUGAUGGUUUCUGGGAAAUAGAAACGGCAUUUUUACAAUGGGUAGCGUUUUGGGGUAGGAUUUGUCUAAAACACAGACCAUUUCACACUACGUCAAAGUGGAGCUCCAUCGUUCAAUUUGCAGAAAGAGAGAAGUAUCAAACAUCUCUUUCCAUACACCACGUAAAUGAGGAACAAUUACGUGACUACAGUAUAAUGGCAGUAGAUAUUCGUUCAUGUGCUGAGGAUUUAAAACAGUUACUUCCAACAGACACGGAGAUAGAGACAAUGGUUAAAAUGACAAGAAAUUCUUUGAAGGAAAGGUUAUCUUGAAAUAAUAUGUAAUAAGUAGUAUGUAUGCUGUAUUAUGUCUCCGUAUCAUUACCUUUUCUUUUCAAAUAAACCAUAAUGCAUUCA
Messenger RNA from Mytilus trossulus (common blue mussel), 1054 nucleotides. RefSeq lists its product as uncharacterized. Gene Ontology annotation, cellular component: membrane; extracellular region. The transcript has 5 exons. Gene Ontology annotation, biological process: lipoprotein metabolic process; lipid transport. Bases 158 to 970 code for a protein of 270 amino acids. NCBI's taxonomy places the organism in Eukaryota, Metazoa, Mollusca, Bivalvia, Mytilida, Mytilidae. The record is from RefSeq and is a predicted model, not a curated record. Gene Ontology annotation, molecular function: lipid binding.